Molecule: messenger RNA, 1697 nt
Organism: Durusdinium trenchii
Lineage: Eukaryota; Dinophyceae; Suessiales; Symbiodiniaceae
Source: the annotation of a GenBank genome assembly
GACAGCAUCAGCCAUGAGCUGCGUAGAAUGUAAAUGACAGUCGACGUAUCACUUCCAGCUUUGUCCUCUCACCCGCUGUCCACCGAUCUUCAUGGCUGACGAAGAUGAGGCGACUGCUCGACGCCGUCCGUGGCACUCAGUGUAUCUUGUCCUUGGGCAGGAAUUGCCCUUCGACUUAGUCUUCGAGGACUUGAGGCCUCAGGUCCUUCAAACCUGCCUGGAUGUGCUGGGAAGAAGCUUUCUUCGAAGUUGGCCUGGUGGGCCACAGGAGAUGGAAGAUUCCUUACGGAGAGGUGUGGAGGAAUCUGGGGCUGGGCCUGUGGCACAUGGUCUUCGACGUAGUCAAGCACAGGAACUCUCAGGGCGGCUGGCUCCAUUCGUCGCCACGCAGGUUUCGGUGAACAGGGCUGCAGCAGAGGCAACAGUGAGGGAAAGUGCACAGCCAAUGCGAAGCUCUUUGAUCGCGACGUUGGUCUCUGCGGGUGAUGGCGAGGAGAUUGAAGUGGUAUCACCGCAGGCAAGGGAGAAGGAAAGUGCUGGCAUGGCCGAGGGCUGUGUGGUGCGGAUCGUGGAGGAGUUGGAUCGCGCCAAGGAGUUGCAGGGUUCCCACUGGGCCGAGGCUAUGACCCAAAGCUUGGGCGAAGUCGCCUCGUUGGUGGCGAUCCGCGGGCCUUCCGUGGGCGACGUGGUUUGUCCUGCAAUUUCUCACAGGAGUCAGACCUGGAACCUGCGAUGCUUGCAGCCGGAUCCCUCAGAGGCCUUAUACUGCUUAGACCUCCAUGAUCACCCGCUGCUUUGGUGUGGCAGCUUUCCCAAUUGCCACACCUGUGAUGCAGACUGCGACCGCCGCAGGAUAUGGGAGGGCUACAGGUGCCCCAAAUGCGACUUCGAUGUCUGUCGGGAAUGUGCCAAAGCCUAUGAGUCUGGCGUGGUGCGAAGCAGGCGGCACCUUGCUCCGCUGGGCACGGCGGUGCUUCCUCGGGGCCUCAAAAGCAGUCGCCGUAGCUGUGCCGGGGAGCUGCUGCCAGGUGGAUGCCGCACGGCCGAUGGAGAUGCCACUGCUACCGGGGCCUGUGGGUCGGGGAAGUUUUUUAUUUGUGAUGCUUGCCGGAACUUUGACCAGCUUGGGGAGAUAACGGCGGAGACCAGGUGUCGGGACCUGGAAGACUUGCGGAAUUCAACCGAACGAAUUGCAGUCAGCUUGAGCCUUCACCCCAGCGAGAUUUUUGCCCUGGCGGAGAAUGGCUUUUUCACCAAGUUGGCCGCCCACCUCGUCGCACCAGCUGUGCGAACACUGGUGCUGGAUUUGGGUGAUUGGCUUUCUUCUGCUCUGAAUCAGGUACCAUCCGGGCCAGUUCUGGUUGAGGUCGAUGGUGUGUGGAGCGAGAGCCAUGUGUAUGCAACCGAGCCAAGCUCGAGGUGCGUACCAAAGGAGUCUGAAGAGAACAAAAGCGAGGAGCCGGAGAUAGAAGAGCCACAAGAGUGCUGGGUGGCUGUCCAGGAUGAACGUGGGACUGCCAACACAAUGUUGAAAGUGCCACUGUCGAGCAUUCGUCCAGCCUUUGUCUCGCAUGGCCGCAGUCAGUCGCCAUCCAAGAACAGUUGAGAAAAGCUUCUUACCUCCAUGCCAAACAUGUCCCAGAAGGCCUUCAGUAACAAGGGACGCCACUAGGAGCAAAGGGCAUCGCUACUAGGAG